AUGAAGAUGACCUUAAAUGAAUAAGAAUUUCUCAAAAUUAACAACUUAUGGAACUACUUUGAUUUUUAUAUAUUUAANUUUAGUCCUUUAUCUUUAAUUUGUUCAUUUAUAUUUCUUGAAAUUGGUUGUCUAUUGAAUUUACUAAAAAUUGCCACUACUCCAUCUGUAAAAGGAAUCUUUGUAGGAACUAUAGCCAUGGUGCCUUUAUUGAUGCCAUAAUUUGCAGAAUUAUUUGGAAUUAUAAUGUUUAUUGCUAGCAUUUUAACUUCUAAUUAUUAUGCAUAUACAGGAUUAAAAUAAUAGGAGUAUUUUUCAUCUUUUUGGGGUUCUUUUUAUACUCUUGUUUAAAUCAUGACUUUAGAUGGUAUUAUAUUAUAAUAAAAAGAUUGGGGAAAUAUAGUUGAACCAAUGUAUUCAAAGCAUGGAUUUAUAUUACCAUACAUUUUGAUACCUGCAUAUAUAUUUUUAAGUAAUUUUAUCAUUUUAAAUACUUUAAUUGCAUUGAGUUGUGAAUAUUUUGUGGAAGUCAAAUAUUAUUCUAUUGAAAAAGAUUAAAAUGAUGUUAGAUGUUCUCAAUUUGUUGGUAUCAAUGAAUUGAAGAAUUAUUGUAAAUAAAAUUAAAGUAAUUUAUAGUAUCAUCAUACUUAAGUGCACUUUAAUCUCCCCAAUGUGGUCAUUAAUCAUCAUGAU
This is a messenger RNA of Paramecium pentaurelia, 690 nucleotides long. Lineage: Eukaryota; Ciliophora; Oligohymenophorea; Peniculida; Parameciidae. The record is from the annotation of a GenBank genome assembly.